AAGCAGACCAAUUGGCGGGAGAGCGCUCGUGAAUAAUUUUCAUUGUUCCCGGAAAGAAUUCUACCAAUUGCAUUGAUAUUGUAAAUUGUAUUUCAUUGUAAACAAAACAGUAUGACAGAUAAAGACGGAGAAAGCUUUGAUGACGCAGUUGAAGAGAGGGUUAUAAAUGAAGAGUACAAAAUAUGGAAGAAGAACACGCCAUUUCUGUACGAUCUGGUGAUGACACAUGCCCUUGAAUGGCCAAGUCUCACUGCACAGUGGCUCCCGGAUGUGACCAGACCUGAAGGAAAAGAUUAUUCAUUACACAGACUGAUUUUGGGAACACAUACUGUGACGCUGCCAAGUUCAGAGACAUUUGGCCAAGCAGAACAAAACCAUCUUCUCAUUUGCAACAUUAAGCUGCCUGGUCCUAAUUCACAGACUGAGGAGUCCAAUUACCCGGAGAAUCGUGGAGAAUUUGGUGGGUUUGGCAGUGUGAGUGGGAAGAUAGAAAUAGAGAUCAAGAUAAACCAUGAAGGCGAGGUAAAUCGGGCUCGUUUCAUGCCCCAGAACCCCUGUAUUAUUGCCACCAAGACGCCCUCCAGCGAUGUGCUCGUGUUCGACUACACUAAACACCCAUCAAAACCAGAUCCGAGUGGAGAAUGCCAGCCGGAGCUGCGACUGAAGGGCCACCAGAAGGAAGGCUAUGGCUUGUCAUGGAACCCAAACAUGAAUGGCCACCUUCUCAGUGCUUCUGAUGACCAUACCAUUUGUCUUUGGGAUAUCAACACAACCCCAAAAGAACACAGAGUUGUGGAUGCAUUCACCAUAUUCAUGGGACACACUUCAGUUGUAGAGGAUGUUGCCUGGCAUCUUCUGCAUGAAAGCCUGUUUGGUUCUGUGGCAGAUGAUCAAAAGUUAAUGAUCUGGGACACCCGGUCUAACAAUGUCAACAAACCGAGUCACACAGUGGAUGCCCACACGGCCGAGGUCAACUGCCUCUCCUUUAACCCUUACAGCGAGUUCAUUCUGGCUACAGGCUCUGCAGACAAGACUGUUGCCCUGUGGGACUUGAGAAACUUGAAGCUAAAACUGCACUCCUUUGAAUCUCAUAAGGACGAGAUCUUCCAGGUGCAGUGGUCGCCCCACAAUGAGACUAUCCUAGCAUCCAGUGGCACAGAUAGGCGACUGCAUGUGUGGGACUUGAGCAAGAUAGGGGAGGAACAGUCGGCAGAAGAUGCUGAGGACGGACCACCAGAACUCCUGUUUAUCCAUGGCGGUCACACGGCCAAAAUAUCUGACUUCACUUGGAACCCUAACGAGCCAUGGGUGAUCUGUUCUGUCUCCGAGGACAACAUCAUGCAAGUCUGGCAGAUGGCUGAGAACAUUUACAAUGAUGAAGAACCAGAUGCGCCUGCCAGUGAACUGGAACAACAGACCUCAUGAAUGUGAACGUGAAAACAGACUUGCCCCCCCACACUGUGGGCUGAUGACUAGCUAGUAUGGCCUGGCUUAACAGCCAAUGUAUGACAAAUUUGAAAUCGUUAAGUCAACAAAACUAGACCUUUGUUAAGUAUUUGGUUUACACAGUCUCAAAUGGAAAUCUAUAUAGAUUCAUUAGAUUUGAUUUCAGACAUACAUUGUAGUUUGGGAGGGUCGUAACUAUUGUUGGCAAAACUGGUGGCCCAAUCCCUUUGCAUGCUUGAUUUUAUUAUGACAGUUUCAAUAUUGUGUCGAUCUUUGCAGUGAUAUUCUCAUUGUCAAUUGUGUUCUCAUGCAAUAAAACAUCAUUAAAUUCACAUGUAGUCCAUGACAAAUCAAAUGGUUUUGGAACAAUUAUUUUAGAAUUUGUCAUACACUGGUUGAUAUGCAGGGCCCAUUUUGUACAUUAUACUCAAUCAUGUGAAACUGUGGAUCAAGUGCUUACUAAUUACUAUUGUUUAAUGCACGUAUUUGCCAAGAUGUCAGUGUUUCAUUAACUUAUGUGUGUUAGUGUUCCACUAAAUUAAUUCUGGUGCAGUAGUAAUUUAAUAUGGAUUUACAAGUCAUGAAAGGCAAUCUUAGAGACAAGUACCGUGGUAAAAACAUGAAAUGUUGAAUUUUUAACUUCAGUAUUCAUUAAAUGUCUUGAUUCUUUGUUAUUCAUUUAAUCGUAGUUUGAUUGCUGUUGUAAUGACCAUUUGCUUAAGAUAAUAUUGUAACAUAAUUGUAAAACAAUGCUGUCUUUAAUAAAGAUGUAAAUGUA
This is a messenger RNA of Mya arenaria, 2224 nucleotides long. RefSeq names its product chromatin assembly factor 1 p55 subunit. The transcript is spliced from 13 exons. Lineage: Eukaryota; Metazoa; Mollusca; Bivalvia; Myida; Myidae. Gene Ontology annotation, biological process: regulation of gene expression. Gene Ontology annotation, molecular function: histone binding. The coding region runs from base 112 to 1425 and encodes 437 amino acids. The record is from RefSeq and is a predicted model, not a curated record. Gene Ontology annotation, cellular component: nucleus; ESC/E(Z) complex; NuRD complex.